CAACCCUGUGAGAAACCGCACAGAGCCUGCAGUGAACCUGUCGCUCCGGUUAGUGAGCGGGGCGUCGCGUUUUAUGCAGGCCCCCUUCGCGGUUCCCACACGGACAUGGCCGAAUAUAGCUACAUGGGUAUAUUAACGGCUCUGUUGCUGUUUACGGCCGUGACAGUGAGAGAUAUUUACCUUGGCCGGACAGCGAAGGAGCAGCCCGAGCAGCGGGCCGCGAGGAGCAGCAUGGCCUCCAGCGACUUCCCGGAGCCGGAGAGCGGCAGCACACCGAGGCAGAGCAAAGCCAAGCUCUACACAGGACCGGUGCUGAAGUUCCAGUACUGUAUUUCCUGAGGGUACAGUAAGGUGUUCCAGGAGUACUCCCGGUCCAUUAGCCAGUUGUACCCGGACAUCCGGAUCGAGGGAGAAAAUUAUCCUCCCAGGCUCCUCAACAAAUACAUGGCAAAUUUCAUCUCCUACUUUAAACUGCUUGCCAUUGCCCUGAUUGUCACUGGACAAAAUCCUUUCCAAAUGUUUGGAACGAACACACCACGAGUUUGGUCCUGGGGUCAAGAAAAUAAGAUAUUCUCAUGUCUCAUGGUGUUCUUCCUCAGUAACAUGUUGGAGACCCAGUUCCUGUCGACAGGAGCGUUUGAGAUAACGUUAAAUGAUGUUCCCAUUUGGUCAAAGCUGCAGUCAGGGUAUGUACCAAACAUCCAGGAGCUCUUCCACAUCCUAGACAACCACCUCAAGAUGAAUCAGGUCGACAACUUCAAAUUCACCUCGCCGUAGCGCUGCUGUUCAAGCUGAGAGAGGUCUCUGGAGCUGUUUUUCUGGACAGAGGGACUGUGGACCGUGGCUUAAUGAAGGCCUGCACUGCAAACAGCUUGCUGUGGGUGCAGACUGGAUGUUCCUGCCACAACACGCGCUUCCUGUGGCCAGUGACGCACUCCUCCAGACUGACUGCAUCUCUACUGGGCAGCGUGCCAGAUGCAUUCAUUGUGUGAAAGUAAUUCGUGAUCUGGACACUAAACUUUUAUUUUCUGAAACUAGAUACAUGAGCAAAUACGACCAAAUAAGUGGCAAUCAGGAAGGUGUCAUAAAAUAUCUCACAUUUGUCUACAAACGUUUGAAUGAUCGUAGAUGUGUUUGUGUGGCGCUGCUGUGAAACUGUAAUUAUGUAUACAGGACCUUUUUUCCCCAUAUAUGCAUUUCACUUGUGCUGAAAAACUGUUUUUCAGGUUAAGAGAAAUGUUUGUGCUAAUGUGCAAUUUGUUUACCUUAGAAUUCUCAAGAGGUGUCAUUUUCAUGUCCCUUUAGUAGAGCUGAUGAGGACAUGGUUUUAGGUGGGAAAUGUGGUAUCUAUUGGGAUCUUCAGGGUCACCCUUCCUCUUAAUUCUUCAGGCUUUUUGUAGCCAUGUUCAGCUGACUGUUUAGAAAUGUUGUUGGAGUAAUCACUGUCUUAAUGAGAACACUGCAUAUCACAGGUCAAAUAUAAAUGGUACUCUUUAAUUUCCAAAA
Messenger RNA from Neoarius graeffei (lesser salmon catfish), 1506 nucleotides. RefSeq names its product selenoprotein T, 2 (gene selenot2). The record is from RefSeq and is a predicted model, not a curated record. Gene Ontology annotation, cellular component: endoplasmic reticulum membrane. The transcript is spliced from 6 exons. Gene Ontology annotation, biological process: cell redox homeostasis. Gene Ontology annotation, molecular function: thioredoxin-disulfide reductase (NADPH) activity. Lineage: Eukaryota; Metazoa; Chordata; Actinopteri; Siluriformes; Ariidae.